Arachis stenosperma is the source of this 879-nucleotide messenger RNA. RefSeq lists its product as uncharacterized. The record is from RefSeq and is a predicted model, not a curated record. Lineage: Eukaryota; Viridiplantae; Streptophyta; Magnoliopsida; Fabales; Fabaceae. The transcript has a single exon. The coding region runs from base 1 to 879 and encodes 292 amino acids.
AUGGAGAAUAAUCAAUUCUUUUUUGUUGUAGUUUAUCCCAAUGAGAUAGUAAAACACGGUAAUGAAGGAGUGAUUUUCGAGUCUAAUAAGACUGUCAUGUUGCGCACCAACCGGGUUGAUACCUUACAUGCGCUAAAGACGAUCAUGUUUAGCAAUAUUGGGGGAAUAGGUACCAAGGAGGUUGGGAGAAUUGCAUAUAAAUUUCUGCACGCGCUUCCGAAUGGUGGAUUUACCAACAGGUUAUUUUGGAUUGAUGGGGAUCAGCAUAUGAGGGUAAUGUUCGACAUACAUGCACGACUAAUGCCACAACAUGUGAUGGAGUUGUAUGCUGCGGUCUGUGACGUGGUUGUUGGUGCUGGGCCGUCUCCUUUGAGUCUUGAAAUUGUCCUGCUGGAGGCCACACUGAUCCACUAUGCCCAACCUCAUUAUAGUGCCGACGAGUACGACAGUGAGGGUGAUUCAACUUAUGUUGCCGGGUCCAGGUCGUCUAGCGAUACUGCUUCCACUGAUGAGUAUGUGCCGGAGACUUCCACCGGCGGUGUUGGUCGGUUUCUCAUGCCUCCCCCAUUGGCCAUUCCUCGAUUUUCAGAAGUUCCUAGUCAUUAUCACAUUUUGAAUUUGGACGUAAUACAACCGAACAAUCUUUUGAAUUUCGGUGAAGGAGAGGAUUACAAUACGGAUGGUGGGGUGAAAUUCCAAGUUGGCCAUAGGUUAAGGAACCGUGAUGCAGUUCUAAUGGCGGUGAAGAACUACAGACAGAAUGCGGAGUAUAGAUUUUUGGAGUCGGAUAGGCUUAAAUACCACUGUCGUUGCAAGCAAUUCACCAACGGUUGUCCACGAAAUCUUCGUGUGGCACUACACCAGAACUUGAACUACUAA